GAGAACAUGAAAUCCUAUAUUUUCCCUUUGGUUUCCAUAUAGUAAUAUAUAGGUAUAAAAACAGCACUAGCCCUGUUCUCCUUAUGAUUCCUGAUGGAUAAUUGCUGGAUGCAGCAGCCUAGUUGAUGGUUUCAGAGAAUGAUCACACAGCGGCCGUUCCUUCUCAUUCUACAUAUAUCAAAGCUCACCCCUGUAGUUUCUUCUGAGAGGGCAGUACAGUUUUCUUUUUUUGGCAGCCUUGUAUGCAAACUCAUAGAUAGUACAUUACCGCUGGACUGAAGCUAAAACAUGGCCAUCGUACUUUAAGUGUGUCCCUUUUCUCUUUGUCUGGAAUUUAGUAUCCAGUAGACAUGUAUUCUGGGGAAAGAGAGUUUUGAGCCCAUGGGUCCAAAUAAAUCGCAUAAUGUAUCAAAAGAAAAGUAGCACUGGCAGAAACCCGGAGAGUAUCCACGCUGAGGCUUAUGGUAUAUACAGUACUGUCCAUGGGCAAGAUAUGCUGAUAUCCUUUAAAAUUGGCCAUCUUUACAUCAACAAAUUACAAAUGUUUAGUCUAGUCAAGGUAGAAAAACCCUCAAACACCAUGUAGACACUAAAACUCGCCACUGAAAGUCCGACUAAUUAAACUCUUCUGCGGUUAGCCGCUCUUUAGGCAUCCAAUGAUGGGGGAACCUUAGAGUAGGUCUGACUUUUCAUUGACUUGAUUCACCAAAUAUAUGAUUAAACAGUUGAAUGACUAUAAUUAAAACCACAGUAGAGAUUCAUAAAACUUACUUUCAACCUUUCAAAUUUUAGAUUUAAUGUUAUGAGUUUAAUCUAACCUCAUAGUAGGUCACAUUGUGUUUGGACCCCAAACCUAUAAUAGAAAGGGUGUCUGAUCCACAUAACAGCUGUGUGUCCUGUUAGGAGGCUGUUGAGCAAGGCACUAACACCUAUAUCGCUCCAAAUCAGUGUAGGUAAGAACUAAAUAACUAAACUAAUAAAUUAAAAGAAACAUUCUACCAAUUACAGAAGGAAUAUUACUUGCAUUUCAUUUAAUUUCUACAAAAUAAGAUAACUUUAUGACCCAUCUUACGCAUGUAGAUCUGUGAGGCACACAUGACUAUACUGUAUGUUUAACUGAUCAUGUUGCAAGUCCGUUUUGUACAAAUCUUAUGCAAGUCAAUCUGAACUCUGAAUGCAACUCCACACUAGUUACCCCAUCAAAACCAAGGGAUUCUCAAACUAUUUUCAUUUUCAUUACUUCUAAAUAUGUAGGGAUUUAUUUUCCAUUUUAAAAAUUGCAACAUUGCUGUGCUCAUUUCUCUGUAAUCUGUCUGUCAUCAGAAUAUAUAGUUUUUUAUUUAAUGUAAGGUAAAGGAAACUUAACUCCUUUUUUUUUGCCUUUACAGUUUUUUCUAAUGCAGCUAAGCCCUUAGAAAGAAUGAUUGUAAAGGGAGUUAUCAUGGAAAUACCACAGAAUGCAAACAUCCCCCUCCUUAUCCCCUCAGAGAAUCAGACAGACAUGGGGGGAAGAAAUGAAGGAUAGUGAGAAAGAGUGAGAGGUAUAGAGCAUCAAGGGAUAAUUAUGCUUAAUUACUGCUUUCUGGAUGUGGAGUCUGCAUUCAAAGAAAGUGCCUAACCAUGGGCUGUGUGACUGCAGAAACAUUUACAAGGCAGACGGCUGUGCACAGGGGGUAGUUUGAAAUAUAGAUGCUAUUGAGUGUUUAUGACAGGCAGGGAUAUAAAAGUGACUUUGAAAUUAUGAAAGGAAUGUCUCUUUGAGAUUAAAGUUGGUUGAAAGUUUAUGUCCCAGUGGUUUGAUGUCUUCUCAGUGGUAAAUAAAAUCAGUGGCUUGAAAACUAAACUUUACUUGGUAAAGAAUGCAGUGUUCAUAUUGUUUUGGACUUACAGGUAUUCUCUUACAGACAAAAGCACGCACGGUUCAUACAUACAGUUGGAUGACAGAAUAUACUGUAUAAUACAAUCCAGUACAACAACCUUAAUUAUUACUUUAGUGAAGCUUAUAAUGUGCAGUUAUUAUUGACUCUGUGCCAUAGAGCUCCAGUGUUGUUCAAAAAUGAUUAAAAGCAUGUGAGCCACACUGUUGCACUGGAUGACAUGUUCCUUGAUAGUUUAUUUUGGGUCAGUCCCACACACACCGUCCUGCUGCCUUAAAUACUCACUAGUGAGUAUUAAACCCUGACUCCCCAAUUACUCCUGUUUGAGUAGUGUUUUCAAGAAACUACAGUGCUCAGAUUUGAAGGAAAGUCAGAAAACAUUGAGAGGGACUAACACAUUGUUGGCUUUGGUCUUGACAAUAAGAAACGUAGAGAAUAACACCAGCCGUAUCCUUUAUUAAUGUCGGGACACCUUGGAUGGUUGCUUGAAAUGUAGAUGGGGUUGCAGGAAAUUUCUGAGACAGAUAUAGUAUAUUCAUUUAUCUGAUAUAUUUUCAAUUUAUGCAACCUCACCUGGACCUGGAAAAGCAGGCCGCCCUCCUGAAGACAUGGUGCCUGUAACCAGGUUGUGCUGAUGACUGACUUCUUCAAAAAAAGAAGUAACAAAAGGCCAGGUGGGUCCAUCACCGGCAAGGUGUAGGGGUCUGGUGAAUUUGCCAGCUGGGCAGCAGGUGAAGGAGGGGGUCUUGGCAUGCUGACCCCUGGGAGGAAAGGCCUGUCUGAUCUAGAGUGGUGCUGGGUUAUUGGACUUUUAAUUAACUGUGGAAAAAAACAAUUUAAGGUGUGAUAGUAAGGUGUUGUUCCACCACAAGCCACCAGAACAGCUUCAGCGCUCCUUGGCAUAGAUUCUUCAAGUCUCUCUAACUCUACUGAAAGUAUGGAACACCGUUCUUGUAGUACAUAUUCUUUCAUUUGGUUUUGGUCACGAGAAUUCUAUAUUUUUACAUUAGUAUUUUGACCCAAACAUCCACCGAUUCAUGCUACUUGUUAAACUAUAUGAACAUCAGAAAACAUACUCAGAUGUCAUGUCCAUCUGUUUUCAGCUUAAACAUCAUAGACUCUUUAAACAAAUCAGUUUGUCUGGUAAAAACAUUACUUCUCCAAAAUGUUUAAAAAUGAGAGAGAUAGGUGGUUGAAAGAAGUUGACUUGGCAGGCACAAGUUCAUUACACACUUCACACUGAUUACAAUGAUUUUUUAUGUCUGUUGUCUUUGUCAUCUCUCUCUAUGUACACUUGAGCUGAUGCUGCAAAACAAGGCCACGUGGGACUGACCAAUCAGAACGAGAGAAGACCUCUAAGGAUUUGGUGAAAGGGGCGUGCUCAACCAGGCCGGCAAACUACUGCAACACUAUGGAUACUGGAGAUUGUCCCUUCCGGAAGAAAAGGAGACCAUGGCGCAUGGACUUCUCAUCCUUCGCCCUGGUAACCGUGGCGCUCGCCAUGUGCCAAACGGCCGUGGUUCGGGCAGACCCAGUGGAUGUGUUGCGGGCUCUGCAGGUUCCCUCUCUCCCCGAGGGCGUGAAGAAAGUCCCCGGCUUCUGCACAUCCCGUCGCUCCGGCAGCCCCGAUCAUGCUUACCGCAUCACCAAGAAGGCCCAGAUCUCCGCCCCCACCAAGCAGCUCUUCUCAGGUCGAUUCCCGGAGAACUUCUCCAUCAUGGCUCUGGUUAAGGCCCAGGCUGGUCUCCAGGCCUUCCUCCUCUCCAUCUACAGCGAGCAGGGCAUCCAGCAGCUGGGCAUUGAAAUGGGACGCUCACCUGUUUUCCUGUAUGAGGACCAGAAUGGCAAGCCAGCCCCCGAGGACUACCCACUGUUCAGAGGCGUCAACCUGGCUGAUGGCAAGUGGCAUCGCAUCGCUUUCUCUGUUUCAAAGAAAAACGUGACACUGCUGCUGGACUGCAAGAAGAAGAUGACCCGUGCCCUGCCCCGCGGCAACAAUGCAGAGGUCGACACCAAUGGCAUCACAGUGUUCGGAGCCCGUCUGCUUGAUGAGGAAGUUUUCCAGGGAGACAUCCAGCAACUGCUGAUCGCCUCCAACCCCCAGGCUGCCUAUGACUUCUGUGAACACUACAGCCCUGACUGUGACUCCCCACUGCCCAAGACCCAGGCUCAGGACCCCAACACAUACAAGAAGGAGCUCAAUGGAAAAGCAGCCCCCACUAAAUCCACCCCUGUCAAAGCCAAACCCACUCCAGCUAAGCCGGCCAAGACUGGACCAUACAAACUUGUAGUCAAGUCGCCUAUGCCCACUAAAGCUCCCAAGUCUGCCACAGCCAAGCCAGCCAAAGUAAAGGCCACUGCAGUAGAUAUCCUCUUAUCUAAGGUCAAAGCAACAGCAGCAGCUAAAUCUAAGCCCACACCUGCCCCAGCUAAGAAAGGCAAUGGUAAACCAGCUGUUGAGAAGAAAGCAAAUGGUGCAGCUAAAGCCAACAGCAAUGGCAAUGGAAAAGCAGCUGUAGCAAAAACGAAUGGCAAUGGCAAAACUACAGCUGAUGCCAAGCCUACAGCUCAGGCCAAAGUGAAUGGAAAUGGCAAUAGCAAGGUUUUAGCUGAGAAGAAAGUCAAUGGUAAUGGAAAUGGAAAAACCUCAGCAGAAAAGAAAGCCAGUGGAAAUGGAAAAACCACUGUUGUGUCUAAGACUAAUGGAAAUGGCAAAGCUACAGCAGAGAAGAAAGCCAUUGGAAAUGGCAAAACUACCACAGAGGUUAAAGUAAAAGUUAAUGGCAAAGCUGAGAAUAAAGUCAAUGGUGAGGCUAAUGGCAAUGGCAAAGUUAUUACUGUGGUAGAAAAGAAAGCUGUUAGUAAUGGUGCUGCAAAUCAGGCAAAAAUUGAAACCACUACAAAAGCAAAGACUGAGAAAGUUGUUAAAGUAGAAAAGAUAGAAAAGACUGUGGUCAGUGCAGCUAAAUCAGCUGCCAAAGUGGAAGCUACUAAGGCACCUAAACCCACAAAAGCAUCAAAACCUGAACCUACAAAAACAGCAAAGGCUGUGGCCACCAAAGCUCUAGCAGCAAAAACUCAAUUAAAGGCAGAGGUCAAAGAGGUCACCAAAGUUAAAACUGUGGUCACCAAAGUCCCUCUGGUCAAAUCAACGGUGAACAAAGUAGUGAAGAAUGUGGUCGAAAAGGUUUCUAUGCCGAAGAAAGAAGCUCCUACAUCUGUCCCUGUCCGGCCAACUCCACCCAGACCCACGAAAUCCAAGGUGGUGGUGGACACUAAUGUCAAAUCCCAGCACAAACCUUUCCCACCCUUUGGCAAGACUGCGCUGAGUGGAACUUCAGUCCCAGCGAAGAAAAUUACCAACGGUUAUCAACAGGAUGUAGACACUGAAUAUUCCGAGGCUGGCCACACCCCUACAGAGACUGAUUAUUACUAUGAGGAGACGGUCCCACUGCCAGAGGGUGAGGUGAUUGGACAAGAAGAGGUCCCUGUACAGCCCCAGGUGGAGCCAUCGUUGGUAGGAGAGGAGGUAGAUGUCACCAAGGCAGGCGGUGUGGGCGAGGAGGCCUUCACCGAGGAGUAUGUGACUGGGGACGUGGGCCUUAAGGAAUACGACUAUUCCUACAGGGACUACAAUGAGCCAUUACUGGAGACUGGAGAGGGCGAUGCCAACAUGGGCCCCGCCCUGUCCGCUGUGACAGACGAGGGAGGCGCUGCCGUCAGAGGCCAGAAAGGAGAGAAGGGAGAACCUGCUGUCUUGGAGCCUGGUAUGCUGAUUGAAGGACCUCCAGGACCUGAGGGACCUGCUGGUCCUACUGGCCCCCCUGGCUCUUCUGGACCUCCUGGAUCUGUCGGUGACCCUGGCGAGAGGGGUCCUCCUGGUAAGGCUGGUCUGCCUGGAGCUGAUGGAGUCCCAGGACCUCCUGGAACCUCAGUCAUGCUGCCUUUCCGUUUUGGUCAGAGUGGAGGAGAUAAGGGUCCUGUCGUUUCUGCACAGGAAGCCCAGGCAGCAGCCAUCUUGUCUCAGGCCAGGAUGGCUCUGAAAGGACCUCCUGGACCAAUGGGAUUCACUGGACGCCCAGGACCCCUGGGAAAUCCCGGAAGUUCUGGUCUGAAGGGAGAGAGUGGAGACCCCGGUCCUCAGGGCUCCAGGGGACCCCAGGGUUUGAUGGGCCCUCCAGGCAAAGCAGGAAGAAGAGGCCGUGCUGGAGCUGAUGGUGCCAGGGGAAUGCCAGGAGAGCCUGGAACUAAGGGUGACCGUGGUUUUGAUGGCCUUCCUGGUUUGCCCGGUGACAAAGGACACAGGGGUGACUCAGGAGCAAUGGGACCCCCAGGACCUCAAGGAGAGGACGGAGAGAGGGGAGACGACGGAGAUGUUGGACCCAGGGGUCUCCCAGGUGAACCAGGACCUCGUGGUUUGCUCGGACCUAAAGGUCCUCCUGGAAUCCCUGGACCUCCUGGUGUACGAGGAAAUGACGGGCCCCACGGUCCCAAGGGAAACUUGGGUCCCCAAGGAGAGCCAGGACCUCCAGGUCAGCAGGGAACGCCAGGAACUCAGGGAAUGCCAGGACCUCAGGGACCCCUCGGACCCCCAGGAGAGAAAGGUCCCACAGGAAAACCAGGUCUGCCAGGAAUGCCUGGAGCUGACGGCCCUCCUGGUCACCCAGGAAAGGAGGGGCCUUCUGGCACCAAAGGAAACCAGGGUCCCAACGGUCCCCAGGGAGCUAUCGGCUAUCCUGGCCCUCGUGGCAUCAAGGGAGGUCAAGGAAUCCGUGGACUGAAGGGCCACAAGGGAGAGAAGGGAGAAGAUGGUUUCCCUGGAAUUAAGGGAGAUUUUGGUGUUAAGGGAGAGAGGGGUGAGCUUGGAGUAUCGGGGCCCAGAGGAGAGGAUGGUCCAGAGGGGCCAAAGGGUCGCGUCGGACCCCCUGGUGAGAUCGGACCAAUUGGACUUGUUGGAGAGAAGGGUAAACUUGGUGUACCUGGACUUCCUGGAUAUCCUGGAAGACAAGGACCCAAGGGAUCUCUUGGAUUCCCAGGAUUCCCUGGCUCAAACGGCGAGAAAGGAACAAGGGGUCUUAGUGGCAAAUCAGGGCCAAGAGGACAAAGAGGACCAACGGGCCCCAGAGGGCAGAGAGGGCCGAGGGGCGCGACUGGGAAACCAGGAGCAAAGGGAACUUCGGGAAGUGAUGGCCCUCCUGGUCCUCUUGGAGAAAGGGGAUUGCCAGGGCCUCAGGGAGCCAAUGGUUUCCCCGGACCAAAGGGACCUCCUGGACCACCAGGAAAGGACGGGCUGCCUGGACACCCUGGGCAGAGAGGAGAAGUUGGUUUCCAAGGUAAAAUGGGUCCACCUGGGCCUCCUGGAGUCGUUGGACCUCAGGGUCCAUCAGGAGAGACCGGCCCCAUGGGCGAGCGCGGCCACCCUGGACCCCCAGGUCCACCUGGAGAGCAGGGACUUUCUGGUCCCUCAGGGAAGGAGGGCACAAAGGGAGACCCUGGACCCCCUGGAGGCCCCGGUAAAGAUGGGCCCCCAGGACUGAGAGGCUUCCCUGGAGAGAGAGGACUGCCUGGAACCCCUGGAGGUGGAGGACUGAAGGGAAGUGAAGGACCUGCCGGACCUCCUGGACCUGCUGGGUCUCCUGGUGAGAGGGGACAAGCUGGUACUGCUGGACCUGUUGGACCUCCUGGCAGACCAGGCCCUCAGGGGCCUCCUGGACCCGCUGGAGAGAAGGGAGUUCCUGGUGAGAAAGGCCCUAUUGGCCCGGCAGGUCGUGAUGGAGUGCAGGGUCCCGUGGGUCUGCCUGGCCCUGCCGGAUCACCUGGAGUACCCGGAGAGGACGGAGACAAGGGUGAGGUUGGAGAGCAUGGUCAGAAGGGCGCCAAGGGAGGAAAAGGCGAGCAUGGUCCUCCUGGUCCACCCGGGCCAAUGGGUCCUGUUGGUCAGCCUGGUCCUGCUGGUGCUGAUGGAGAGCUUGGACCAAGGGGCCAGCAGGGGCCUUUUGGAGCUAAAGGUGACGAAGGAACCAGAGGAUUCCCAGGAGCCCCGGGACCCAUCGGACUGCAGGGAUUGCCAGGACCACCAGGUGAGAAGGGAGAGACAGGAGAUGUUGGACCUCUGGGUCCUCCAGGCCCCCCCGGACCCCGUGGCCCUGCUGGACCCAACGGUGCUGACGGUCCUCAAGGUCCUCCUGGUGGUUUGGGUAAUCCUGGACCUAUUGGAGAGAAGGGAGAGCCCGGUGAGGGCGGACCACCUGGAAUCGGAGGGGAGCCAGGAAAGAAGGGUCCUCGUGGAGAGCGCGGGGAGAAGGGAGAGGCCGGGCAACCUGGAACUGCUGGACCUGCUGGAGGCCGAGGACGACCUGGAGACGACGGACCCAAAGGAAACCCUGGUCCUGUUGGUUUCCCUGGUGAUCCUGGCCCCCCUGGUGAGGUUGGACCCAGAGGUCAAGAUGGCGCCAAGGGAGAGAGAGGAGAAGAUGGUGAACCAGGAGAAUCUGGAUCCCCUGGUCCUCCUGGUGAGAACGGACCUCCCGGCCCCCUAGGAAAGAGGGGUCCUGCUGGAACAAGAGGACCAGAGGGACGUCAGGGGGAGAAGGGAACUAAGGGAGACCCAGGUGCUGUCGGCCCCCCAGGAAAAACCGGCCCUGUCGGCCCCCAGGGUUCACCAGGAAAACCAGGAACAGAGGGUCUCAGAGGACUCCCCGGAUCAGUGGGUGAGCAAGGAUCUCCAGGACCUUCUGGACAGAAAGGACCACCUGGUCCUAUUGGACCUCCUGGUUUGCCUGGUCUGCGGGGAGACCCCGGUGCCAAGGGAGAGAAGGGACACCCAGGUCUUAUCGGUCUCAUUGGACCCCCAGGAGAGCAGGGAGAGAAGGGAGACAGAGGUCUGCCUGGGCCUCAGGGAUCCUCCGGAUCAAAGGGAGAGACUGGAAUGUCUGGAGGCACCGGACCCAUCGGCCCUGCUGGUCCUCCUGGUCUGCCUGGUCCUCAAGGUAUCAAGGGAGCUAAGGGUUCUUCUGGAGGAGCUGGUCCAAAGGGAGAAAAGGGUGUACAGGGACCUCCCGGACCUCCUGGCCCACCAGGCGAGGUCAUUCAGCCCCUGCCCAUCCAGAGGAGCCCCAAGUCCAAGCGUUCCAUCGACGCCAGCCAGCUGCUCCCCGAGACCGACUCCGACAUGCCUGCAUCUGACGCCACUGGUGCUGAGUUCCUGAUGGGCAGUGAAGGCAUGGAGGAGAUCUUCGGCUCUCUCAACUCACUUCGACAGGAGAUCGAGACCAUGCGUUUCCCUCUGGGCACCCAGGACAGCCCUGCCCGCACCUGCCAAGACCUGCACCUCAGCCAGCCAGACCUCAAAGACGGAGAGUACUGGAUUGACCCCAACCAGGGCUGCUCCAGAGACUCCUUCAAGGUCUUCUGUAAUUUCACUAAUGGAGCAGAGACGUGCCUGUACCCCAGCAAGAGCAUCGACACGGUGAAGAUGAGCUCCUGGGACAAAGAGACUCCAGGAUCCUGGUACAGUCAGUUUGCCACUGGUAGUAAGUUCUCCUACGUGGAUUCUAACGACGAGCCCGUGGGCGUGGUCCAGCUGGGCUUCCUGCGUCUCCUGAGCGUCCAGGCCCGCCAGAACCUCACCUACCACUGCCACCGUUCGGUGGCCUGGGCCGACCAAAGCGCCAAGAACAGCUACGACAGGGCGCUGCACCUCCAGGGUGCCAACGAGGAGAGGCUGAGCUACGAGACCAACCCCUACAUCAAAGCCUUGGUCGAUGGCUGCUCUUAUCGUAAGGGCUUUGACAGGACAGUCCUGGAGAUCAACACACCACAGGUGGAGCAUCUUCCUCUGCUGGAUAUCAAGGUGUCAGACUUUGGGGAGAGCAACCAGCAGUUUGGCUUUGAAGUGGGACCUGUCUGUUUCCAAGGCUAAAAAUGCACACAUACACACAUCUUGCAAAGAACAACACAUGCAAAUACUCACGCACACACACACACACACACACACAUGCACUUAGAAACACACUUAUAUAUAAUAAACAUACAUGCCCAGUAAUUUGUAAAUUAACUUGUAAAUGAUAUGAAACACACACACAAACCCACAGACACACUUACACACGCAAAUGCUGUUGUGAGACAAACACGCACUCACACUCAAGUACGUGCCUGGGGAAAGCAACAUCCUCCCAACAAUUAAUGGACGUCAAAAAAAAAAAGUAAAGAGAAGAGAAUUAAAGAACUCGCGGAGAGGAGACCAUCGUUUGGGCGCACGACCGCGAGAAAGGAAGAAAAAACCAGGAGAGAGUUUUCUUCAGAAUAAAACAGUGUUUUCUUCACCAGCAUCGAAAGGGGCCGGCCUGAGAAAGAGGGCAAGCCGGCGACUUGAGGCCUGAAGCCCCCCGUCUCCGAUCCCCCCCCUCACUCUUCUCUCCUCCCCGCUGUCUCUCUUUUUUUCCACUCAUCUCACCUGCUCUACCUCCCCCCUCCUCCUCCUCCUCCUCCCAAAAAAGGGUCACACUUGGACAUUAUUUCCAUUUCUUUAAUCCCACGUUCACACUGUGAGCAACGUGGUUGACGGUCACUCUUUUAUGUCUGCGUUUAUGAUGUUUUGAACAGUUAAAUCGUGUGUUUUGGUUCACGGCUUUGGCGUUUGUGGAGCAUUUAAUCCUUUAGUCAUUCAGGUAAAAAGAUGUUGAGAAUUGAACGUUUUGAAUCAACUUUUUAUCCGUUUGUACUUGCCAGCCAGAACAAAUCGAAUCAAAACAGUAGACACCAAACUCUGACCAGACAAUGACGACAAAUGUUCAGCGGUGGCCGAUACAAACCUCGGGGCUAACUCAUCUGGUCGUCUAGUUCUGUAAGAACUGAAUGAAAGUCCAGUGACUUGUCAGUCAUGUUGCUCACAUUGAAGAGUAACUCUCAGCUCUUAUCUUAUUACAUCAAAAGGAACCAAAGAAUUAAGCCACCAGUUUCCACCCAGAAUAAAAAGAGGGAACUGACCAAAUGAUACCAGCUGGGUCUUGCUUGUUAGAUUGAUCUGUUUUUUUGUCUUGUUUGAGCUGCCACCAUGUGAAUUUUCUACUCUUUGUAAUAAUCUCUUCAUGACCACCUUGCAGUUUUAUCAAAACAGUCUAAAAAUGUGAUUCACAGCUCAAACUGAUGAUUGAAAAAUCUUUCUGGUGUUAUGGCAGUGAGGUUACUGGAGUCCAGUGUGACGCAGGAUUUAUUCUUUUUUAAAGUGGACAAUCUUUCCUCAGCCCUGAGAGCAGCGGAAACUCUCUUUGAAUUGUUCAUUUGUUAACGUUGGACAAAACCUGCUGCAUGCAGUGAGGCAGGAUAGAAGAUGUGUCGAUACCUAGAUCAGUGAAUUUAAAAGCCAUGAUUUUUGUAAACUGUGCUAAACUUAAUGCUAUUGUACUUGCAUGUGCCUUGAUUCUUCUUUAAAUCGUGGAUCAGGCUACCAGGGUUGCUACCACACACCAGUCCAGUAUUUACUGAGUCACUUUCUGUGUACUUUGAUUAUUGUUUUCCAUCCAGAACACAUUUUCUGAUUUUGCAUCCAAGCACAGAACAUCAUCAGGGUUUAAAUAUGUAUAUGAGAUUAAAGGUUCCCUCCUUUUUUCCUACAGCAGUGAAUAAAAUGCAUGCUUUACUAAAAGAAACUGUGUGGCAAGGUGCUAAUUAUACCAAAGCAUAAGAGUUUUAGUCUUUGAGGCCUUCAUUUUCUUUAGUCUCUUUUACAAUUUCAUAAAGUUUUUACUGGGGAAAAUGUGCAUUACAUUCCAUUUGUACAGAAAUAGUGAUAUUCUAUUGUAUUUAUUUAAAACAAACAGGGUGCUUUGAAAUUUAAAAAAAAAAAAAAGGACCACCAAAUAUUCCAUUCAAAUGUGGUAUAUUUCAUUUGUAUUUAUUUCCUGUAGCUGACACUUGAAGGUCAAGUGAAGCGAGUGACUUGCAUGUUAAACUCACUGCCAGCCUGAGUUAUGGUGCUUCUGUUCACGCCCUGUCCAAACUCCUUUUGUAGAACCAAAGAAUCUGUGGCCAUAUUUUAUUGUAAUAUCCCUUUUUAGUGUUUUCAUCAACUGUACUGUGCUGUUAAAUUUUGCUUCCACUGUAAUAAUUAAAUGGUGACUCUCCAGUUCUGUCACAUUUCCUUGUCGUUGCUACUGUUUGACUUGCCGUAUAUUGGUUUCAGGCUCAGGUUAUUGCUUCGCUGGGCUUUGAAAUGCAUCAUAGAAAUACAGUUUACUGAGUCAUUGCUACAAAAUAUUGACACACAAUCCUGUGAUGUUUUAAAUUUCUAUCUGAGACCACAGCGGGUAGGAGAAAGGUUGUGAGAGGGAGGGGACAACUCUGGGGUGAUAUCAUACUAGGGUUCUGGUUUUAUUUGUUUGUUUUUUAGUCUUUUUUUUAAUAUAGCAGGGAAAUGGGGCGGGAUGGCCAAAAACCUAAAAAUUCAAGAAUCUGACCUUGAGAUUCUCCAGAGAGAAUGACCUCAAAUAUUUGUUUGUUUUUAUUGUGUUGAAGACGAACGUUUCAACAUAAAAAAUAUGGUGCUGAAAAGAGAAAAAAGUAUUAUUUUAUAAUGUGUGUAAGUAAUUUUCUAAAAUUCUUGUUUCUGUAAUAUAUAAUCUUUUUAAAAAGA
Molecule: messenger RNA, 12510 nt
Organism: Siniperca chuatsi (mandarin fish)
Lineage: Eukaryota; Metazoa; Chordata; Actinopteri; Centrarchiformes; Sinipercidae
Gene: col11a2
Product: collagen, type XI, alpha 2
Exons: 66
Coding region: 3289-9798 (2169 amino acids)
Molecular function (GO): extracellular matrix structural constituent; heparin binding
Source: RefSeq, a predicted model, not a curated record